Messenger RNA from Bactrocera tryoni, 732 nucleotides. RefSeq lists its product as uncharacterized. The record is from RefSeq and is a predicted model, not a curated record. The transcript has 2 exons. The coding region runs from base 1 to 732 and encodes 243 amino acids. Lineage: Eukaryota; Metazoa; Arthropoda; Insecta; Diptera; Tephritidae.
AUGUCAAAUAAUCGGAAGCGUUACAAUUUGUCGCUUAUGAGCGAAGAAGCUAUCCAACAAUUAAUGAAUUCUGUUGUUGAUGAUGAUGAUUCAGAAGAUGAUAAAAGCGUGAAUGAAGAAGACUUUGACAGCGAUGAUGAAGUUAACAUGCAAUUAGCAUAUGAAGAUUUUGAAGAAAUCGAUCAUUAUAUUGAUCAUUUAUAUAAUGCAAGUGCAAUAGAUCUUUUGUCAUCGGCAAUUAAUAUAAGUGUAGAUGAACCCAAUGAGUCUACUCCACCUUCUUCCGAGCAACCAAGUACCAGCAGUAACGCAAUGAAUAAAACAACAAAACAGCCACCAAGGAGGAAAAGAGCUCGAUCACCGUUACCACAAAUUGAAGAAGAACGGGGCUACGCCGAGGAAUUUGUGGGUACUGCUUUUGGAGUUGACAUAACGUCUGUACUGUGGAAAGACACAAAAUGUGUACGACUUGUUUCCACGUAUGCUGGCGUUAAGCCUUUCUGCACUUCUACUGAUACCUGUCAACCCCCAAAAGUGACGCGCUUUGAUAGAAAGAAAAAAGAGUAUGUGGAUAUCGAUUGCCCAACCAUAGUCAAAGAGUACAAUCGGCAUAUGGGUGGCGUCGAUUUAUUGGAUGGCGUAAUAGGACGCUAUCAUAUCCGUCUUAAAACCAAAAAAUGGGCUGGAUAUAGCGGUUGUCAACGCAUAUAUCAUCUACCACCGGAUUCAUGA